Messenger RNA from Argentina anserina (silverweed cinquefoil), 347 nucleotides. RefSeq names its product probable serine/threonine-protein kinase PBL3. The record is from RefSeq and is a predicted model, not a curated record. Lineage: Eukaryota; Viridiplantae; Streptophyta; Magnoliopsida; Rosales; Rosaceae. Gene Ontology annotation, molecular function: ATP binding; protein kinase activity. Gene Ontology annotation, biological process: protein phosphorylation. The transcript has 2 exons. Bases 21 to 347 code for a protein of 108 amino acids.
CUCAUUGAAUGAGCUAAGGAAUGCCACUAGGAAUUUUUGCCCUGACAGUCUUCUCGGCGAGGGAGGAUUUGGCUAUGUUUUCAAAGGCUGGAUUAAUGAAACCUACAGCAGCAAAACCAGGGUCAGGAAUGGUUGUAGCUGUCAAGAAGCUCAAACCUAAAGGUUUCCAAGGUCACCAGGAAUGGUUGACAGAAGUCAACUAUCUUGGCCAACUCCAUCAUCCAAAUCUUGUUAAGCUUAUUGGGUACUGUUUGGAAGGUGAAAACCGGCUAUUGGUGUAUGAGUUCAUGCCAAAAGGGAGCUUAGUGAAUCAUCUUCGCAGCGCUGGAAAACACCAUAAUCGGUGA